ACUGCUGGGCACUGACUGGCACAACCACUGGGCACUGACUGGUGGCGCUGACUGGCAGCACUGCUGGGCGGCACUGAUGGGCACUGGUGGGUGGCACUGGUGGCACAGGUGGGUGGCACUGAUAGGUGGCACUUCUGGAUGGCACUGCUGGGCACAGGUUUGUGGCACUUCUGGGAGGCACUGGUGGGCACUGCUGGGCACAGCACUGCUGGGUGGCACUGGUGAGCACUGCUGGACACAGGUGGUUGCACUGCUGGGCACAGGUGGGUGCGCUGCUGGGCAGAAACUGGUGGGUGGCACUGCUGGGCACAGAUCAUCAUGGCACUGAU
Messenger RNA from Staurois parvus, 329 nucleotides. NCBI's taxonomy places the organism in Eukaryota, Metazoa, Chordata, Amphibia, Anura, Ranidae. The record is from the annotation of a GenBank genome assembly.